Molecule: messenger RNA, 657 nt
Organism: Lactuca saligna
Lineage: Eukaryota; Viridiplantae; Streptophyta; Magnoliopsida; Asterales; Asteraceae
Source: the annotation of a GenBank genome assembly
AUGGAGGUGGUGGUGGCAGCGGAUGUGGUGGCGAUGGCAGAGGUGGUGGUGAGUGGAGACAGUUUCAGAGGUGGUGAUGGUGCCAUCCAAUCCACCGCCUCAUCUUAUUCUUCCUUAACCCUCUAUGAGUGUGUCCUCUUCACCACCGACGAUGCUUCCGGUUCAAGCCUUACAAGGUCAUUCAUUGCUUUGUUGCUGUUCAAUUGUCCACCGCUUUUCCCACAGUGUCACCACCAUCGAAGAACGGCCACCCCUACUACCCUAAACUACGCCGUCCAACACCAUCGCCCCCUUUCAUCCUCAGCUUUGUCGUAUUACCUAUUAAGAUCGAGACCCCCACCGGAGCACCAUAGAAGCGGCUUACCACCACGGCAACAGUCUGUGUCGCCUUGGGAUUCGGUAAGGUCGGCACCCCCAUCACCACUGUCUUCUACAGUUGUCGCCCUUCAGAAUGACUUUUGGAAGUCUUCUUCAACUAUUUUGGGGGAGUUCUACUGUGAUGAUUGGGGUCAGAGGCAAUCUGAAGCUACGAGGAAAAAAGAACCAUGCAUACACCAGCCAUCGAAUUUAAUCUUCGAUUUCACAACUUCACCAUUCUUUAAGUUGUUCGCUGGAAUACCUACAUUAAUCUACAUGUCAAGAAUGAAGCUUUUUUAG